AUGGCGACCCGGGGGUAUAAUAACGCAUGUUUCUUGGCCGACGGGCGCGGCCCAAUGCACCAGAAAGCUUUAUCGAGGGAUUGCCCUUAUAAACGUUGGGGUGCAUAUGGGAAGGAAACAACUUCGAGUUUAUUUCUAUCGGUUUUCACCACCAUAAAGCAACAGGAAACACUUUUCCUUUAUAGCAUAACUUGGGGGCGGAUGCACUCAGCUAACUAUCGGACCUUGCCGUUUUGCAGCCAGCUUUCGAAUAUAGCAAAUCUUAUAACGUGCAAACCAUUGGUAACAAGGGCUGCCUUAUCGUGGCGCCAAGGCUGA
Trypanosoma theileri is the source of this 318-nucleotide messenger RNA. RefSeq lists its product as uncharacterized. The record is from RefSeq and is a predicted model, not a curated record. Lineage: Eukaryota; Euglenozoa; Kinetoplastea; Trypanosomatida; Trypanosomatidae. The coding region runs from base 1 to 318 and encodes 105 amino acids. The transcript has a single exon.